AUGUUAUCAUCUAUUGAAGAAUUAAAUGGGUUAAGGUCUACUGUUGGAAUUAAACCUGUUCAUAAUCCUUUUGAAAGAAUAAAAAGUUCCCUAUUCUUGGUUAACACUUUUUUUGGUCUUGAGGUACCACAUCCUCUGCCGCCUCUUGUUCAGGAAAUUGGUCCU
Dentiscutata heterogama is the source of this 165-nucleotide messenger RNA. Lineage: Eukaryota; Fungi; Glomeromycota; Glomeromycetes; Diversisporales; Gigasporaceae. The record is from the annotation of a GenBank genome assembly.